AUGCCUGUAGCCAUCAAGCCUGCCUCGCCCCGGCCGUCAUCAUUGACCAAGAUGGAAGAUCGAAAGCGACCAGCCAUCAGCGGCGCUGAUGACAUUGCGCCUCCCAGCAAGCGUCAUCAAAGCGUCAAUGGCAACAAGUCGAAAGGCGAUACCGGCGAGCAGUCAGAAGAACAUUGGAUUGAGAAUUACCAAAAGGGAGCCAUCUGGCGAGCCUUCCAGGAAUCCAAGCGCGAUAAGGCUGAGCUGGAAGGUCGCGUUGAUAAGCUGCAAACUCAUGUAGCCCAUCGCGACGACCAAAUAAGAUUGAUCGAAAUAUGGUGGGAACAGGAACAUCUUAACGACAAGACCAAGACGCUGCGCGAGAGGGCUGAGGCUGUCAUUAAUCGGAUCGCAACGUCGCGUGGACAAAUCACGCCGAAUAUUGCCGAUUUGGAGAACAGAGUGAAUGCCCUGCUCGCACAGCAAAAAGAUUAUCUUGUUCAGCUCGAUCGCUCUCAGCAUGAGAACCAGCAGCUUUCAGAGGACCUUAACAAGAAGACUCUUGAAUGGUUCAAAGCUGAGCGACGGGAAAAGAGGUUGAAGAGCGCACAAGUUCAAAAGCUGGAGAAGCAGUUUCUCGCCAACGCAACACAAGGGGGCACGGCCGGCGAGAACGGUGCUGAAGCUGCUGCCUUGAAUGGCAACGCUGCCGAGACCUUGCUGAAGCUAGAGGAAGCAUCGGCGGUCCUCGUCAAACAGAAGGAGCAACUAGAGACUGCACAUACAGACCUUGCAGCGUUGCAGGAGGAGAACUCGACCCUGAAAACGCAACGUGAAGGCAUGUCGGAUGAGGACUACAUUCGAACCGACGUCUUCAAGGCCUUCAAAGCGCAAAACGAGGACUUGAUCAAGCGGAUCAAUCACCUAGAAGCGGCCAACAAGCAACUGCGAGAAGAGUCCGAAAGGUUGCAAUUCGAACGACAGGCCUUCCGAAGUAAAUUGAACGACGAGGCGCAAACACACAUUGCCGACCUCGAGCGCCAGGUCGAGGAGCGCGAAGGAGAUGUCACACGUCUCAGAGCCGCAAGGGACGAGUGGUUCGCAAAAGCUAGCAUGCUGGAGGCGAGCCAGAAGGAGGAGAAGACGGCGCUGCAACACAUUCAAGAGCUGGCAGGCGCAAAGGACGAUCGCAUCACAGCCCUUGAACUCGAGCUACAGCGAGUGAAACCCGACGAGGACAGACCUAUGGCCGAUGCCGACCCAGCCAUCGACAGCCUUCCAGUGGAGGAACUGUUGACGAAAUACCGGAAACUCCAGGCUGAUCUCGAGUCGAUCAACAAGGAAUUGCCAGCGCUCCAACAAGCGUACAAGCGAUCCAUGACGCUGGCGCAAAAGAAGGUCAUGGACUUUUCGGCCCUCGAGGAUCGGGUUGCUGCGGUGCUAGCCGAGAAGCAAAAGGUUGACUCGAAGUAUUUCGCUGUUCGCAAAGACGCCGAUUUCCGGGACCGUGAACUGCUUGCGCUGCGAAACCAAAACAGAAAGACCUCGGAGAUCGUCACACAGCUCAAGGAAGUGGAGGCUCAGCAUAGAGUGUUGAUCAGCAACUUGGAGAAGCAGCUGUCAGACCUUCGGAUGGCGAAUGCGAACCUGGCAGCCGAGCAUAAGAAGAUGGAGGCGAACAGUGUAGAGUCGAUCAGGAGAGCCGAUACGUACAAGGCUCAAGUCAACGAACUGGCGAACCAAAUCAAGGCGAAAGACGCAGCCACUGCGAGCACAAGAGAGCGGACCACGUCACAGGAGUCAGAGCUCGAACGUCUCAGAGCAAGGGUCGAAUUUAUCAAGAAGGAGAAGGAGGACUGGAAGCGCAAGGCAUUGAGCAACUCUUCUGAAGAAGAGGAGAUGCUACGAUCGUAUGCGCUUUGCUCAGUUUGCCGGAAUAACUUCAAAGACACUGUCCUGAAGACGUGCGGUCACCUGUUCUGUAUGUCCUGCAUCGACGAUCGCAUCAGCAACCGCAUGCGCAAGUGCCCAACCUGCGCCACAUCCUUUGAUCGCAAGGAUUCGUUGUCUGUUCACCACUAGAAACGCACGAGGAACGAGACUCGCGAAAGCUCGUUGGCUCUUUUCUCUUUGUUCGAUUGGAUCCUGCAUUAAACGGAAGGAACCGGGGGCGGGGUGGUAGCUUGUUCGCCAACCAACUCAAGGGUGUUUGGGUGUUCUGGGGUUUGGUGUUCCAUGGAUGAUACCUUUUCUGGUCGCGCAAGAGCAAGGCCACUCACUCCACUACCGCGAUUGGAAAGGGCUGGCUGUGUAUUUCUACCUGUAUCAUAUGUAUCCGCGGAUGUGCUCUCGAGGCGGCCUACGGACAGGUCCGGCGAGAGAGCGGAUGCAUUGUGAUGGCGUCGCUGUUAGCAAGACGCGCAUCGUUGUAGGAACAUGGUUCCGACUAGACGUAGAAUCGAGCAAUACCAACCAGUGUUGCCAUUUG
Messenger RNA from Verticillium dahliae VdLs.17, 2467 nucleotides. RefSeq names its product E3 ubiquitin-protein ligase BRE1. The transcript is spliced from 4 exons. Lineage: Eukaryota; Fungi; Ascomycota; Sordariomycetes; Glomerellales; Plectosphaerellaceae. Gene Ontology annotation, cellular component: nucleus; HULC complex. Gene Ontology annotation, molecular function: metal ion binding; ubiquitin protein ligase activity. The record is from RefSeq and is a predicted model, not a curated record. Bases 1 to 2061 code for a protein of 686 amino acids.